AUGGGAUUUUGCGCGCCUCUGUUGGCGUCGAAUUUGAUAUCGCCGCUGCUGACGAUGACGGACACGGCGUUCGUGGGACGGUGCGCGGGGGAGGCGAGCGCGGUGGCGCUGGCGGCGUUGGGGGUGUCGACGCCGUUGACGGAUUAUUCGGUGUCGUUGUUCGCGUUCAUCACCGCUGGUUUGACGUCCAUCGUGAGUCGAGGCGUGGCGAGCGGCGAGGACGAAGAUGAGCUGAACGGGAAGGUGUACGGCGCGCUGUUCAUCGCCGGCGCGAGCUCGCUCGCCGUGGGCGCGCUGUUGCUCGCUCGCACGGACGCGCUGUUAGAUUUACUGAGCGUCACGGGAGAGGUGAAAACGAUCGCGGCGGGAUACACGCGCAUUCGUGGCUUGGCGAUGCCCGCGGCGUUCUUGACGGCGUCGGCGUACGCGACUUUGGUGGCGAGAAAAGACACCGUGGGGCCGCUGCUCUGCGUCGCGCUCGCGGCGGUGGUGAAUUUCGUGGGUGAUUAUCUCAUGGUGGCGGUGUUUAAAACCGGCGCCGCGGGCGCCGCGUGGGCGACGACGGCGUCAUUAUACACCGGUUUGAUCGCCAUCACGGUCUUGCUUCAUCGACGCGGACUCUUAAAGUUUCCACCGAGGCAAAAUUUUGGCGACGGUUCGCGUUCGUUUCUUCGAGCGAUGAUUCCCACCAAGGCGCAAAUGGCGCCGACUAUGGCGUUCUUCGGCCCGAUCACGUUUUUGGUCGCAGCGUUGUUGGCUAUUUAUACCACGCAGAUCCUCCAGGCAAACUCGCUCGGUGUCACUGUCUCCGCGGCGCACAGAAUCGCGGCGACGCUCUUCUCCUUCACCGUCCUCUGCGGCGAUCCUUUGGUGCAAGCCGGGCAAGCGUUCAUGCCCGAGCACAUAAUCACGCCCUCGAAGGCGAACGCACGUAAGAUGGCGAUGAUCCUGUUCCAGUUCGGUCUGUUCACCGCCGCCACCUGUUCCUCCGGUUUCGCCGCGUGCUGUUACCUCUGCGCCGGCGUCUUCACCACCGACGCCGCCGUCAUCGCGCAGCUCCAUUCCGUCGUUCUCCCCAUGUCCGCCGCGGUUUCCGCAAACAUCAUCUCCAAAUCGCUCUACGGCGUCAUGGUCGCCGCUCGAGCGCUGAAUUUCCUCGCCGGUCUCACCGCCAUCGGGUUGCUCGGUUUCGGCGCGGCGAUGUCGUAUCUCAACACGCACGUCUUCGGCCUCGCCAAGUAUUCCUACAUCUGGUGGAUCACAUUCGCGUACUACGGUUUGGCGAGCUUUAUAUUAUUUUGCCGCAUCAACGGCAUCGCGUUCAAGUCCAUCUUGCGCGACGACCGCGUCGACGCCGCGUCGAAGGAGCGCUCGAGCGCGUCGUGA
Messenger RNA from Ostreococcus lucimarinus CCE9901, 1386 nucleotides. Its product is annotated as MOP(MATE) family transporter: multidrug efflux. Gene Ontology annotation, cellular component: membrane. Gene Ontology annotation, molecular function: xenobiotic transmembrane transporter activity; antiporter activity. The transcript has a single exon. Gene Ontology annotation, biological process: transmembrane transport. The coding region runs from base 1 to 1386 and encodes 461 amino acids. The record is from RefSeq and is a predicted model, not a curated record. Lineage: Eukaryota; Viridiplantae; Chlorophyta; Mamiellophyceae; Mamiellales; Bathycoccaceae.